Molecule: messenger RNA, 2240 nt
Organism: Odontomachus brunneus
Lineage: Eukaryota; Metazoa; Arthropoda; Insecta; Hymenoptera; Formicidae
Product: minor histocompatibility antigen H13
Exons: 6
Coding region: 77-1213 (378 amino acids)
Biological process (GO): membrane protein proteolysis
Cellular component (GO): membrane; cytoplasmic side of endoplasmic reticulum membrane; lumenal side of endoplasmic reticulum membrane
Molecular function (GO): aspartic endopeptidase activity, intramembrane cleaving
Source: RefSeq, a predicted model, not a curated record
CAUUGCACUGGGGUUGUACCCCAGUCUGUGUGUGGAGUCGUGUCUCUCGCGUACUUGUCGCGUCAACAUAUUCAAGAUGGCAAGCACGAUAAACGAGAUCGCGGCUCAGGCAAGCGAGAAUCUCACCGAGCAUCAGAAUGUGACGAACGCGAGGAUGCCUUCGACUCCUGAAGGGAUGGCUAUCGCAUACGGUAGUCUUAUUAUUAUGGCCAUCCUGCCCAUCUUUUUCGGCAGCUAUCGCGCCGUCAGACAUCACAAGGAGCAGCAGCAGCAGUAUAAAGCCAGCGGCGAGCAGCCUGAUACAAUGUCCCGCAGAGAGGCUGCUAUGUUUCCCUUUAUCUCCAGUGUUACGUUAGUCAGCAUGUAUAUAUUAUAUAAGGUGUUUGCCAAGGAAUAUGUAAACUUGAUAUUGGCUGGAUAUUUCUUCUGUCUUGGCAUUCUAGCUCUGUGCCAUCUUACAAGCCCAUUAAUCUCAUCGUUGGUACCUGCCGCAAUUCCAAAGACACAGUACCACAUCUUGUUCACUAGAGGAAAAGAUGACAAGGAAGAGCAUAUAAUUAACUACAAGUUUAAUUCGCACGACAUUGUUUGUCUUAUAUGCUGCUCGCUUGUGGGGGCUUGGUACCUCUUGAAGAAGCAUUGGAUAGCCAACAACUUGUUUGGUAUCGCGUUCGCGAUCAACGGAGUCGAACUGUUGCAUCUUAAUAAUGUCGUUACGGGAUGCAUUUUGUUGUGCGGUCUCCUCUUCUACGACGCUUUCUGGGUGUUUGGUACAGAUGUGAUGGUGACCGUCGCAAAGUCCUUCGAGGUGCCCAUCAAGCUUGUCUUUCCGCAGGAUCUCCUGGAGAAGGGCUUGAGCGCCGGCAAUUUCGCCAUGCUAGGCCUGGGCGACAUCGUACUGCCUGGUAUCUUUAUCGCCCUGCUGUUACGAUUCGAUAAUAGCCUGAGCAGGAAAACAAAUGUCUACUUUUAUUCGACGUUUUUCGCGUAUUUUAUGGGAUUACUCGCGACCAUGAUGAUAAUGCACCUAUUUAACCACGCACAACCUGCUCUACUGUAUUUAGUCCCGGCGUGCUUGGGCACACCGUUGCUAUUGGCGUUAGUAAAGGGAGACCUCAAGGCAUUAUUUUCAUACGAGGAUCAUCCGUCGCAGCCAGCAAAUACGACGCAACAGUCGGAGCAGACGCAAGUAGACGCAAAAAAGGAUAAAUAAUUAUUUCAAUUCAUCGCAUACGUGAUGAGAAACUCGACGUUAUUAUCGUGCUGUAAUUAUCUGCCGUAAUCAUCGCGCCUACUGGAAAGAGACGAAAACAGAAAUAGUUUAUGGUUCACGCUCAAGACGUACAAUCAUACGUUGUAAAGUACAAUAGCGUAUAACUGUGUAUUUGCUUGCAUGCACGUGAACUGCGAAGUAAUUCGAUGUAUACGUCGUGUGUGUGUGUGUGUGUAUACAUAUAUGUGUGUGUGUAUGCACAUACACACUUUCAGCUUCACAGUGUAAAAAUCAUAGGAUCACGUGCGUGAUCUCGAACCCGCGGUGAAUUUGCAUGUUCCGAUUGUAAGAAGAGAAAGCCUUUUUUUGGCGAGAGAAAGAUUGUGAUAAUCGAGCGAUUCAUUUGCAUGCAAGAUUAAUAAAAUAUUGAAGAAAUUUUUAUCACUCGUGUGUGUGGCAUCGACGGAUAUGAGACACUGGUGAGGGAAAAGGACACCGUUACCCGUUGUGUGGAACGGUAAUACCAAGUUUCAUUGUUUCGCAUAGCGUAGAGUAGAAUAUGAAUAUGAAUAUACUUCCAAUUGUUAAUUUAUAUUUCAUAUACAAUCGUGUAUACGACAGACUCUGCUGUCUGUACAUCCACUUGAGUUUUGCAGUGCAUUACGGUGCGUUUUGUAUUCUAAAGAAUCAGUUCCAGUUGCAUAUAAGUUUUUACUGGUAUUCCAGAAUUUUCGGUGAUUUUACCACCAUUUGUGAGUGAUAAUUAUAGAUUAUUAAUUUAAAAUAGGAGAAGAUGGAAAAGCGAUUUUCUCUCUCCUCUCUCUCUUUCUCUCUGCACGUGUUAAACGAAUUGAUAUGUGUAGAAGAAUUGUACACACACGUUAAAAUCGUCAUAAGAAACAUGUCAAGUGUGUACAACUGUGCUACACGUAAACGCGAAUUUUCUUAUUUAUUUGUGAAAAAUGAAAUUCAGAUGUAUAUUUAUAAUUACGGUCAGUAUACACAAUAAAUAGUAUCGAAAUUUUGA